This is a messenger RNA of Paramecium pentaurelia, 962 nucleotides long. NCBI's taxonomy places the organism in Eukaryota, Ciliophora, Oligohymenophorea, Peniculida, Parameciidae. The record is from the annotation of a GenBank genome assembly.
UAAUGAUAAAUGAUUUUCUAAGUUUCUGUUAAAAAAAUGAUGGUCGUCAAAUGAAUAAAUAAAUCCCUAGAAAGAAAUGGAAAGAAGUUGAAGAUGAAUUAUUAUUAAAAGCCAUUAAAAAAUAUGGAAAUUAAUGGAGUAAAAUAUAAGAAGAAGUUCCAACCAAAGAUUCUAAAUAAUGUUAAGCUAGAUGGAAGAUCCUUAAAAAUGUAAUAUUGUGAUAUUUAAUUAAUUUAGAAAGAAGAAAUUUUAGAUAGAUUGGAUGCUAUGGGUGAUUAUUCAGAUAUGGAUAAUCCUAAUCAUAAAUAAAAAAAGGCCAAUAAAAAACAUAGAGAUAUACCUCGUAAAUAUAAUCCACAUUUUCAUUACAAUGAAGAAUCUUCUAGUGAAUCAAUGCAUCUAUAAUAAUUCCAAUAAGCUUUGAUUAAAUAGCCAUAUUAAUUGUCAUUACUUUAAUAACAAUAAAAAAGAGAGUAAAUUCAGAAGUAGGCCUAAACUUAAUAUUAGAAUGUUUGGAAUGCUAUGGAUGACAAAAUGUUAUGGGCAGCCUUUAAAAUAUACAAAGGAGUUUGGAAUCAAAUCACAUCUAGAUUUCAAGAAAAAAAUCCUUAAAGUUGUAUGGAGAGAUAUUAAUAUGUUAGUUUUUUAUCUAAUUAUUAUAGUUACUACAACAAAAGAAAAUGAAAUUGUAAGAAGAUGGAUCAUCUGUAGAUAUUAUUUCAUCUUUGGCUGAAGAUAGUUCCAUAUUGGGUUCAGAAUAAUUUGAUAUUUCUAUAAGUGAAUGUGGAGAUUCUACUGAUUAGUAAUAACAAACUGAGUAUAAGACUAAUUCUAUUGGAAUUUAUACUGUUUAAUAAUGUCAUACAAAUAUUGAAAGAAUUCUUAAAUCAUUUUCCAAUCACAAUUUAGAUACAUUACCUGGUAUACGUGAGUCAAUAGUUAAACUCAUAAUAACAGAUUGA